This is a messenger RNA of Fusarium vanettenii 77-13-4, 1170 nucleotides long. RefSeq lists its product as uncharacterized. The record is from RefSeq and is a predicted model, not a curated record. Gene Ontology annotation, molecular function: zinc ion binding; oxidoreductase activity. The coding region runs from base 1 to 1170 and encodes 389 amino acids. NCBI's taxonomy places the organism in Eukaryota, Fungi, Ascomycota, Sordariomycetes, Hypocreales, Nectriaceae. The transcript has 6 exons.
AUGCCAUACCCUUGUCUUGCCGUCGUUGCGUCAGCACCAAGCCCAGGUGGCCAACCCCACUUCAGCCUUGAUAAACUAUCACUCCGCGAUCUUCGAGAUGACGAGUGCUUGGUUGAAAUGGUUGCCACCGGUAUAUGUCAUACAGACGUUGCCAUAGCUGCGCGACCCGAUGGGGUCUAUCCCAGGGUUCUAGGUCACGAAGGUGCGGGAUACAUUAGAAAAAUCGGUGCAAAAGUCGGUGCCAAUCCUAACCCUUCCAAAGCACCCUUGCGGGAGGGCGACCCUGUUCUUCUUUCGUUUGCCUUUUGCGGAAACUGUACCAGCUGCCAGAGCGGGCAUCCCGCAUAUUGCCAUUCAGCUCUUGCACUGUGUUUCGGUGAUUCAGAGCCUGCAUAUACGACAGAUGCCAAUGGCGGAGGCGGUGACGGAGGUUCUGUAGCCGGCGGGUUCUUCGGUCAGUCCAGCCUCGCAAACCUGGCCGUGGUCAAGGAAUCCUGCAUUGUCAACGUGAAUGGCAUUGUCAAGGACAGGGAAGAGCUGAAGCUUUUCGCACCCCUGGGCUGCGGGUUCCAAACAGGUGCUGCGACAGUCUCGAUCCUUGCAAAUGCCCAGCCCAGCGACUCGGUCGCCAUCAUAGGACUUGGAGGCGUUGGUCUCGCCGGUGUCAUGGCUGCCAAGAUGAUUGGUUGCAAAUCCAUUAUUGCGAUUGAUCGUGUCGACGAGAAACUGCGAAUCGCCAAAGAACUGGGGGCGACUGUGCUGAUAAACAAUGAGAAGUGCCCUGAUGGUUUUCCGCAGGCCACUCGAGACGCAACCGACGGUGCAGGUUCUUCCAUCACUAUUGAUACUACGGGAGUGCUUCCUGUUAUUCAGGAAGCACUCAACAUGACUAGCAUUCUCGGCAAGAUGGUUCUACUAGGCAUGUCGGGGGCCUCUCUUGAAGUUGAUAUCACAAAGUUUAAACUGUCGGGAAAGACUCUACUUGGCAGUGUGCAAGGCGACGCAGUUCCAUCCAUUUAUGUCCCACAAAUGAUCAAGUGGUAUCGAGAGGGAGUUUUUCCCAUUGAUAAACUUACUAGCUUCUACAAGGCGAAGGAUUUUAACCUAGCAAUUCAAGAUAUAAAAACCGGAAAGGCUGUUAAGCCUAUUCUUGUAUGGGAGGAAAGCUAA